AUGACAAAUAUUCAUAUAAUACCAGGCGAACUUACUACAACAGAUACUAUUGAACCAGAACUUCAUUAUGGUCCAUAUUUGCGUGAUUGUUGUUUACAACCCGGUUUCGUAUGUGAAGGAAGUGGACAAAGUAGUAGUAUCAUGACAAGUUCCUCUGCAGCAAGUACUUCAGUUUAUCAAACUGUUUUUGGUACAAAGACAAAAAUUGCUAGACUUUCAUAUUUAGGUUUAGAACAACCUAAAACAUUUCAAAAAUUACUAAAAGAUAUUACAUUUCGUCCUUUUAUUGUUAAAAUAGAAAAUUUAUCUAUUUUUGUUAGUUCCCUUGGUAAAAUUACACGUUCAAACCAUAGUGUAAAACAAACUGGAAUUCUAAGAUUUAUCUCGAGUGAUUCUUUAUUCGCUAUAAACCACCCUAUAACUUUACAAAACUUGGAUAAAGCAUAUAAAACUAGAUUUUUUCAUCAACAACUAAUGCCAGACAAAUGUACACUUGCAAAUUGGGAUAACAGAAUAAUUAUGGAAUAUUUAUUUGACCUACAUUUAAAAAAAGCUGUUAGUAAAUUUUCUGAAGAAUGGUAUCAAGUUUUUCAAAAUUGGAAACAACAAAAAAAUAACAUCAUCGAAUUAUAUACUCAUCUUAGUAAAAUAUAUGGAUCAAAUUAUGAGUUUCAGGAACGUGAAAUGAGAGUAUGGCGUGUGAUAUUCUGUGCAACUGGAUGCACAAAGAUUACACCAUACAAUAAACAAUUUUCUAAA
Racocetra persica is the source of this 759-nucleotide messenger RNA. The record is from the annotation of a GenBank genome assembly. NCBI's taxonomy places the organism in Eukaryota, Fungi, Glomeromycota, Glomeromycetes, Diversisporales, Gigasporaceae.